Drosophila sechellia is the source of this 1990-nucleotide messenger RNA. It is a transcript of the gene BCL7-like, whose product is annotated as chromatin remodeling complex subunit BCL7B-like protein. The transcript has 2 exons. NCBI's taxonomy places the organism in Eukaryota, Metazoa, Arthropoda, Insecta, Diptera, Drosophilidae. Bases 281 to 745 code for a protein of 154 amino acids. The record is from RefSeq and is a predicted model, not a curated record.
UUGAAAAUCACGACUGCUAUCGAUUGUUUAUUUUUGUUGUAUUAAAAAAUAUUUUUGCGAAUUGCCAAAAAAACUGAACUAUCCACUGGUUAAGUAGUCGAGAACAAUCAAAAUCACGAGACACAACCCCACUUAAAAGCCAGACGACGGAAGUUUCAUUGUGAAGCAGCCAGAAGUCGUGGAAAACACUGAGCGGCUUUUCGUGAGACGCCGACUUUGGCUAAGGAGGAAAAGCGGGGAAAGCAAAAAAAGCCGGACCAGGCCCCAUCGACCCACAGACAUGUCGCGCAGCGUGCGGGCGGAGACACGCAGCCGGGCGAAGGAUGACAUCAAGCGGGUUAUGCAGGCGGUGGACAAGGUGCGCCACUGGGAGAAGAAGUGGGUGACCAUCAGCGACACCACCAUGAAGAUCUACAAAUGGGUGCCCAUCGCCUCCGCCAGCGAGAAGAAGGCCAAGCUGGAGUCCUCACCGGGAUCGGCUGCUGUCCGGAGACCGCCCACCGGCUCGGGCGUCACGCCUGUCGGCGGCAGCAAGAGCGAUAAGGAGAAUUCUCAGAAGGGCACGCCCACGCCGCCGCAAAUCACGCCGAGCUACCAGGGACUUACCGCCGAAGACUCCAACACCUGUUUCUCCGUCGUGUCCGACAGCCAGGGCGCCGACUUUGUGUCGAGUAUGCCCUUCUCUGAGGACUCGAACUCGCAGGGCAGCGAUGGACCCGUGAAGCGAUUGAAGACGAGCGACUAGCCAGACAUUGGCAGGCACAGCGUCUACAGCAGCAGCAGCAACUAACUAAGAGCCCUAGUUAAGUUAGGUUAGCACCGACGGCACCGGACGACGAGAGAGUAUCUGCCUCAGCCCAAGACUUAAGCACUUCCCUUAAACUAGCAGUUUACGGCUGUCAAGGCCUUCCCGCCACAAGCCUCAUUUAUUCAUCAUCGAAGCGGGGUAGCAGAUGGUCGAUAGGUCAUAGGUCCAUACCAUAGCAUUAAGAUGAAUUGUAACAACUAAUUUAUUAGAAAGACAUGCGAAUCGAUUUGAGUACGAACGUAGAAUGGAAAUGUAAUUUUGUAAUAGCUGCUUAAGAUACAAAACAGCCAGUCUGAAUGUUGUAAACCGUGUAAAGUUUUUUGACUUUCGAUUUCUAGACGUUUCUAGACAACAACUAGUAUAUAAAUUAGCGGUACUAACAUAAGGCUACCCUUUUUUUGUGCACUAUAAAACUGGCUCGAAAACGAUUGAUGUAUUCGUUUAUAAGUUGAUUUUCCUGGUAAAUUUCGCUUGUAAACGCUUUUCUACGCAUUCAGUGAAUGCAACAGCCUUCAAAUCGAAGCGUUUAGAAGCGAACUUAUAGUUUGUUAGCGAAUUGAUCAAAGCAAGUAAAACCGAAAACGAAUAUGAACCCGCGAUAGAUGCACAAAGAUUAACCGAAAACGAAAAUCCGACCAGUAAACCUCUUUAUAGUACACUUACCAACAUAAAUGUGACAUUAACAUUUAACUGCCAGUAGGGCGCGAAAAAUAUUAUUUAUAUGUUCGCUGAAGUUUCACUUGGUGUCUUUUUUUUACAUUUUUUUUAUGAUUUUUCUUUAUUGAAUGUUUUAGUUUUCUUCAUCUUACAAUUUUCCCCCCGUAUGUAUAAUAAUAAAAAAAAGUUUUAUUCUUUCAACAAAUAGUUUUUUUUUUCAUUCCAUUCGUAGUUUUACUCUUAUUAUGUUCUGGUUUUCUUUUUCGUUAUCCAUUAUGUAGCUUGACAUUAAAUAUACAAUUAACUUCACAUAUAGCGUUGUAUAUGGCCCGAUUGGCGUAUACAGCUUUAGUUUCUCUCAUCUUUCACUAAAAUUUAUGCUAAAAACACGCUUAAAUGAAGGGAAGCACAGAUUUUGCACAGAGAACGAAAAUGAAAAAAAAUGCACACACAUUUCGACUUUCGAAGAGAAAGAUAAAUCGUAAAUCAUAAUACAAUUCAUAAAUCGAUGAUAUAAUUAAAAAA